AUGUCCCUCUUUUCACCUGCUUGUCUCGUCUUUGUUCCACAGAUAGGAUGGUUGGACGCUCUGGCCAAAGCGACCGGAGAGCCGUUCAACGAGAACGCAACCACCGUCUACACUACCGGAGGGCCGUCGAUUCGUUCCAAGUACAUAACAGCGCUCUACUUCACCGUGACCACCCUGACGAGCAUCGGAUUCGGCAAUGUUGCCCCGAAUACAAAUGCAGAGAAGAUAUUCACCAUCAUCGCUAUGAUGCUCGGAUGUGAGUUCAGAAUUUGGUCACAAAAAUUGGUACAGUUUUGUGAUUAUAGCCCUGACGUCUUGAUCUUCCUGUACACCAACAGGACUCGAAUAAGCUAUCUCAAAUCUGAAGUCAGCCUCGAAGGAAAACGAUCUUAUUUAAGGUCAUAUAUGAAAAAUAUGGGAGAUGUGCUUGCCCUAUUCCAUUUAAGAUUAUUAAGGAACUAA
This is a messenger RNA of Protopolystoma xenopodis, 462 nucleotides long. The record is from the annotation of a GenBank genome assembly. NCBI's taxonomy places the organism in Eukaryota, Metazoa, Platyhelminthes, Monogenea, Polystomatidea, Polystomatidae.